AUGGAAUUUCAGGAAAAGGAAUUGGAAGAUAAAUUAGCUUUAAAUCAGUUGUCAGAAGUUAUCGGUCGUUUAGAUUUAGUAGCUGGUGAUGGACAAAUUGAAAUAAUGCAAACUUCUUCUUGGUGGCAGUAUAUUUAUUUGGGGAACAAAAGCAGUUAUCAUCCCUGUAUCGAUGAUCUCGAUAAUUGGUUGAAUUUUUUCCAAAAUAUGCAAUAUAAUUGUGCAGUUAUAUUUAUCGAUAGUAAAAAUGAUUUAGUCCUUGAGAUUUUGCCUUUUGUUCGAGAAUUCAUUAGGAAAAAAGGUGAAAAGAAUGAAAAGUAA
This is a messenger RNA of Dracunculus medinensis (Guinea worm), 321 nucleotides long. NCBI's taxonomy places the organism in Eukaryota, Metazoa, Nematoda, Chromadorea, Rhabditida, Dracunculidae. The record is from the annotation of a GenBank genome assembly.